Molecule: messenger RNA, 4555 nt
Organism: Heteronotia binoei (common prickly gecko)
Lineage: Eukaryota; Metazoa; Chordata; Lepidosauria; Squamata; Gekkonidae
Gene: CSNK1G3
Product: casein kinase 1 gamma 3
Exons: 14
Coding region: 946-2292 (448 amino acids)
Biological process (GO): endocytosis; peptidyl-serine phosphorylation; signal transduction
Cellular component (GO): plasma membrane; nucleus; cytoplasm
Molecular function (GO): protein serine/threonine kinase activity; ATP binding
Source: RefSeq, a predicted model, not a curated record
GUUUAAAAGCUCCACCCACCGCCCCUUGCGUGAGUCAUCGCUGCCCUGCCCACUUUCUCCCAUUGAUUUGAGUGUUAAUUUCCUCAUGGCCGGCUUAUCCGCUGCUGCCUCUCCGCCCCGUCGGCUGGCCCCGCCCCUCCCCCUAUGCCUGCCCAAGUAGUUGCUGCAGCCGUUGUUGUAAGGCUGGCCGAGGCCCGGGAAUGGGUCAGCAGGGCGCUUUCUUGCUCUAUCGCCGCCGCCACCAUCGGGACGACUUCUGAUUCCUUUCUGAGCGGCACCUCCUUCAGGGCUGGCCUUGUCUGUCUUUCCGCAGGCGGGCGGGACGAGGCCGUCAGGCGGGAAAGGGGAGGAUCAGCAGCAGCAGCAGCAACGACUCACCGUUGUUGCCUGUCUGCCUACCGUCGCCGGAACGUACACUCCGAGAGCGCUUCCCCCUCCCCGUCGUCCCUUCUUUCCUGCGCCGGCCAGGAACAGCAGAGGCUCCUCCCCUUCCCCCCUCCGCAGCUGCCGCGCCACCUUCCUCCUUCCCUUCCCCCGGUCCCUGCUGCCCCCGCGCCCGAGAAGCACCUGCGCUACUCCCCGCCACCUCGAGGAAAGGACAGGGCCGGAGGCAGCUGUGUUCCCCAAGGUCUCCAACUUGGUGCGGAUGGAUGGCAGUUGACGCUGUUGGGGCAGGCGAAAGACAUAACUUAAAAACUUUAAAUUCUGGUAAAUGGUGCUGACAGGAGAUCUACUGGGAAUAUAUCUUCUUCUAACGACUGCCGAGGAAAAAUACUUUGCGAAUGGGAUGAAUACACAAGCAGUGACUGCCCGCAGCAGCUUCCUGACUCACUUUAACUAGCUGGAGCACUUAGCUAGUGAUGUUUCCAUUUCUACUCUACCCUAUUUGAGCUUGCCUGUCUUAACUGGACAAAGAAAUUCAAAGUGGAGUACCGUAAACUUGAUAUGGAUAGUAAAAAGAAAGAGAAGGACAAACUGGAUGAUAGAAUGGCAAGACCUAGUGGACGGUCAAGUCACAAUCCACGAGGCAGCAGCUCUUCGAAUUCUGGAGUUCUUAUGGUUGGACCUAACUUUAGGGUUGGAAAAAAAAUUGGAUGUGGCAAUUUUGGAGAGCUGCGAUUAGGAAAAAAUUUAUAUACAAAUGAAUAUGUGGCAAUUAAGCUGGAGCCAAUGAAGUCUAGGGCACCACAGCUGCACUUGGAAUACAGAUUCUACAAGCAAUUGGGAUCUGGAGAUGGAAUACCUCAGGUUUACUAUUUUGGCCCUUGUGGCAAAUAUAAUGCCAUGGUGCUGGAACUACUGGGACCUAGUUUGGAAGAUUUAUUUGACUUGUGUGAUAGGACUUUUUCUCUGAAAACUGUUCUUAUGAUAGCCAUACAGUUGAUUUCUCGAAUGGAAUAUGUUCAUUCAAAGAACUUAAUAUACAGAGAUGUAAAACCUGAAAACUUCUUAAUAGGACGACCAGGAAACAAAACUCAACAAAUUAUUCAUAUUAUAGAUUUUGGUUUGGCAAAAGAAUAUAUAGAUCCAGAGACAAAGAAGCACAUACCAUACCGAGAACACAAAAGCCUUACAGGAACUGCUAGAUACAUGAGUAUAAAUACACAUUUAGGAAAAGAGCAAAGUAGAAGAGAUGAUUUGGAAGCUUUAGGUCAUAUGUUUAUGUAUUUUUUAAGAGGCAGCCUUCCGUGGCAGGGCUUAAAGGCAGAUACGCUGAAAGAACGGUAUCAGAAAAUUGGUGACACAAAGAGGGCAACUCCCAUAGAAGUACUGUGUGAAAAUUUUCCAGAGGAAAUGGCUACCUAUCUUCGUUAUGUGAGAAGACUAGAUUUCUUUGAAAAACCAGACUAUGACUACUUAAGAAAGCUGUUUACAGAUUUGUUUGAUCGGAAAGGCUAUAUGUUUGACUAUGAAUAUGACUGGAUUGGUAAGCAGCUGCCUACUCCAGUGGGUUCAAUCCAUUCAGAUCCUGCAGUAUCUUCCAACAGAGAAGCACAUCCACACAGAGAUAAGAUGCAGCAGUCCAAAAAUCAGUCGACAGACCACAGGGCAGCUUGGGACCCCCAUCAGGCCAACCCCCAUCACUUGAGAGCUCACCUAGCAGCUGACAGACAUGGUGGCUCAGUACAGGUUGUAAGCUCAACAAAUGGGGAACUAAACACUGAUGAUCCUACUGCAGGCCGUUCAAAUGCACCUAUCACAGCUCCUACGGAAGUAGAAGUAAUGGAUGAAACUAAGUGCUGCUGUUUUUUCAAGCGAAGGAAAAGGAAAACCAUUCAGCGUCACAAAUGACUUUGGAAGAAGACAGAUCAUGGGGAAUUACUUACUUGCUCAUCUGCUGUCUUGUGAAAGUCAUUUCUCUAGUGACCACAUGUCUUUCCAGCAUCCCUCUUUCAAUGAGAAGGUCAUACUACGUACUUUGGUUUGAUUGUCCAACAUUCAUAUUUUAUUUUGGAUUAUCUCUUCUGAAAGCUUUAAAGCUAUAUCAACAUAAGUACUUAUUUGACCACUAUGAUACUGGACCAAUGAAAAACAAAUGUUGCUUUUUCCUCAGCAAAUCUAAACUGUCAUAGAAAAUAUAUUAGCUGAAAACUAGAUAUUUCAUAAACCUGGCAUGUACUGAGGUUUUUGUGAUGCCAUAUUGAAAGCAGCUGAUUUCCAAAAGAACAAUACAAAUGAAACAUAUAAUUACCCAAGCACUUAAAGUAAGUCUUGUUUUGAGAUUUCUUUUGUCAGUAACAACUGCAUUGAUUUCCCCCUCUACAUUAUUUUGAUGGUACUACAUUUGCAAAUUCCCAUUAAAACCUGUCAGAAAACAUGGUACAGCCUGCUCAAUGGUACUGAAACAGAAGCAAGAUAAGAGGAGGUUCUUUGAUGACAAAAUCUAAAUACUGUUGUUUCCAAAGAAGAGAUGAAUCAGUAUCAGUAAACUUGGGUUUCAAAAUUUGCUUUUGUUGUGCCUCUAAUUGACACGCAGUGUAGUAGAAAUGGCAAUAGUGCUUGUACAGAAAUACAAAAUGUUUGUAUAAUGCAAAUUGUGCUUCUGGAUACGUCUGACAUCAAGACUCAAGCUUCAGCAGCAAGAUGCUUAGGGGUUGUAAAAAACACACUACAUGGAAAUAACUGUGAACAUGGGUAAGUGGCAUGGGAAUUAAAUGUCAAAAGUCAGUCCUGAAUGACAGUUUUAAAAUGAAGGACUGGAUGUGCCAUGUAACAAAUUUUGAUCUGUUUGUAAAUUAUUUGCUAUUUGAUUUCAGAGAAGAAAUGGAAAUGGGUUGAAUUUAUUACUGCCUUUAAUGAAUGCUAGCUCAUAGCUCCUGGAGAUUUCUGGAAUAUUUUUGGUGAAAUAUUGCAAUGCUUCUAAGACACAGUCAAUAGAAUUGGUAAUGUACUUUUCCCCAUAGUCCCUUUAAGUGCCUGUAUUAUGAACAAACUAGCUGUUCAGUAGAAAAAGCAGCCCUUUCCAUUUUUUUCCAGACCUGCUUCAUUUAAAGCCAUAAUGACAGAGGUGUCCUUUUGUCAUGUUAAGCUGUCAGUCUCAUGAGGAGACUGAAUAAAGGAAAGAGAAUGGCUGGACAGAUUUAUUGACCAAAACUCAAAUUGUGUAUGUUGUCUUUUUAAAAGCUUCCUAGAGCUAACUUUUAAUAACUUUAUCAGUGCAUGCCUUUUGGCAUUCUUAUUUAUUUUUAAUCUCUUGUAACAUUCAAAAUGUGUAUUAAAAUGGAUAAAUGCACACCUUUGAAUUCAUUAUUGCAUUUCCAGGGAUUGUUUUGUAAUUUAUUUUUUCCUUAACAGCCAAAAGUGCAGUGCAUUGUCUCAAAUUAGGUGCACAUAUAAAUGUUGUGCAGAUCUGGUCAUGGUUUGCCAUUGUUGCUGUUAAUGGCUUUAGUAAAUCCUUGAUUGAAAAGCUUGAAUCUGACCUAUAAAAGCAUAAACUAUAUGAAAGUUGAAAGUUUCCACUUUUACCUGUUUGUAUUAUUGAAAAAGUCUUAAACUUUCGAAGAGAUCAUGAAUUUAUUUUUACUUUUAUUUGAGCUGAGAAAGUAGAUGGUGAAACUUGGCCAUCUUAAUGUGAACAUUUUCUUUGCAGUAUUUGAUCAUUUUUUUCCUCCAUAAUAUUUGUAAAUACACGCAGGAUCUAUUUCUUAUCAUACACCUGUUCAGUGUCACUCUCAAGGGUUUCUUUGGCCUGUACAGUGUUUAUAUGAUAUAAACUUGCACAUAACAGUCUGUAAAUUAAUACAAUUAUGGACUUGAAGGUUAAAAAAAUACAAAACCUGUUUACUACAAAAAUCAGAAUCUCAACGUUGCUAUUUAGCAAUAUUUUUAAAUGCUCCAUUUUAAUGCUAAAGGGAGACCUUGUCCUAGCACCACAUCUGGUCAGUAGUAUGUUAUGCAGUUAUGUUCAGGUUAAGCCAACAAUGUUUGCAUUUAUAUGCUUUUCCCUGUCUAAACUAAUGAAAUCAACAUUGACUGAAUGUCUGAAUAAUAAAAUACAUCCCUGUUUAAAAGUAUGUAAUGGAUGAAGAAGAAAAAAAUAAAGGUAGUUUUUUUA